UUUAGGGAAAGAAAAGCAGGGUAGCAAGGCAGAAUGAGAGGAGACGAACAGCAACAGACAGACUGACUGACUCCUUUGACUUCCAAAUUGAAAAUGCUAGAGGUGCAUUUUCCCUGGUAAUUGCUGUAUAUCUGAGUAUUUUAUCUAACAUGAAGGUGCUGAGGAUUUUUCUGUUGCUGGAAAUUUCAGGCUUCUUUCCCAUUCUUUCCAGCCCUUCUCCAAUCCAUUGCCGCUGGAAUUCUUUUGGCCCUUGGUCCGAGUGCAAUGGCUGUACUCAAAAACAGAUUAGGAGACGGACAGUGGCAGUUUAUGGCCAGUAUGGGGGAAAUCCCUGCUCUGGGCAUACCUUUGAAACAAGACCAUGUACCCCCACAAGGGGAUGCCCAACAGAAGAUGGCUGUGGUGAUCGGUUCAGGUGUUUCUCAGGUCAGUGUAUUAGCAGAUCCUUAGUGUGCAAUGGCGAUCAAGACUGUGAGGAUGAUGGUGCAGAUGAAGAUCGAUGUGAAGAGAGGAAAACUGUAUGCGAUAUUGACAAAACACCUCUGAAUUCAGAACUUACAGGAGCAGGCUUUGAUAUUAUUACUGGUGAGACUAAGGGAAGAGUCAUUCAUACAAAAAGCUUUGGAGGGCAAUGCAGAAAGGUCUUUAGCGGCGAUAGGAGAGAAUACUACAGGCUGAGUGAAAGUGUUCUCGCUUAUAAUUUUCAGGUUAAAGUUCAAAAUGAUUUUAGUUAUGAGUUUUUCAACAGCACCUGGUCUUAUAUGAAACACGCAGAGAAGUAUGAAAAUUCAAACAAAUACAAGCAGACAGAGACUAAAAAUCUGCAAAAGAGUAAGCAGCUGAUGGUUGUUGAGAACAGUGUGGAAGUUGCUCAGUUUAUUAACAACCGCCCAGACUUUCUCACUCUUGCGGAGCCUUUCUGGAAGGAACUGUUCAACCUUCCAGUCGUCUACGAGUACAGCGUCUACCGAAGACUUAUUGAACAUUUUGGGACACACUUCUUACAUUCUGGGUCUCUAGGAGGACACUACAAAGUUAUUUUUUAUAUGGAUACUGACAAAAUGAAGGCAGAAGGUGUCAGCAUAACAGACUUGUACAAGUGUACCUCAUCAGGCUGGAAUGCACUCAUUGUGAAAAAGAAGAAGAAGGAAUGCACCAAACUGGAUGAACUGCUACUGACUUCUUCAGGAAGCACUGGCAAUAAAAUUAAAGGAGACCCUUACAUAGAAGGAGGAAGCCCAGGUGCUGUUGCAGGCCUUAGUUAUCUAGACCUGGAUAAUCCUGCUGGAAACAGUCGGAUGUACACCUUGUGGGCUGCAUCAGUGACAGACUAUCCCAGAGUAAUUAAAAAAAAGCUAACACCAUUAUCUGAGCUGGUAAAGGAAGUGCCCUGCUCCUCAGUCAAAAAGCACUACCUAAAACAAGCCAUUGAAGAAUAUAUGGCUGAAAAUGAUCCCUGCAAAUGUCAGCCUUGCCAGAAUGGUGGUGAGGCGGCCGUGGAGGGAACACAGUGUGUGUGUUACUGCAAGCCUUACACUUUUGGAGCAGCUUGUGAGCUGGGAACCCUCGUGCAAGAUGAGCCAGGCAUUGUAGAUGGACACUGGAGCUGCUGGUCUUCCUGGAGUCCUUGUUCAGGGGGAAGGAAAUCAAGGAGUAGAACUUGCAACAACCCCUCCCCACAUGGUGGUGGGAAGACCUGCCCGGGAGAGCAGCAUGAAAGCAAAGUGUGUGAAGAUGAAGAGUUGCAGCAUCUUCGCUUGAUUGAACCGCACUGUUUUGAUUUAUCCAUAAAUCCUACAGAAUUUUGUUCACCUCCUCCUCUCUUAGAAAAUGGAUUUGUUCAAAAUGCUGAAAACUCAUAUCCAGUUGGGAAAAACAUUGUUUAUGCAUGCAAACAUGGAUAUUCUCUUGUUGGUGAUCCUGUUGCUAAGUGUCACAGUAAUUUACAGUGGCAAGUUGGAGAGAGAUAUUGCCAGGAAACUGCUUGUCUCCUGCCUGAGCUGGAGGGGGGUUUGCAAGGAGAGCCAUGGAAACCUGUGUACGAGAUUGGUGAGAGAAUAACUCUGUCUUGUCCACAUGGCAUGCACUUGGAAGGGGCACACACUAUUUUGUGUGAGCCCAGCCUCAAGUGGUCUCCUGAUGUGAAGACUAUCCAGUGCAAGAGACCAGUGCCCAAUGUGAAAACAGAAGUGACAGAGCCUAAAUGUCAGCCAUGGGAGAAGGUAUAUCAGUCACAAUGUGUGUGCAAAAUGCCCUAUGAGUGUGGUCCUUCUCUGGACACUUGCGCUACAGAUCAAGGAACCAAGAGAAGCACACCUUUAACUGUUUGCAAGAUGCAUGCCUUGGAGUGCAUGGGCAGAAAAUACUCUCUGACUGAUGUAGAAAAUUGCAAAGUACCUCAGGCGGCUGAAAUACCAUGUGGAUCAUGCCGUUCAUGGGAAAAAUGCAAUGUGCCAUCCAACACCUGUGUUUGUGAUGAAGAUGGGCUGUGUGAGGAGGGAGGUGUCCAGGUCUGUGCUGAAGUCAGUGGCUCUGCUGCCCGUCGGACCAUGACCGAGUGUGAGGUUGGGCUGCUCAGAUGCCGGGGGGAGACUGUCACCCUUCUCAGCAUAAGGCCCUGUGACAUGCAGAGUAAAUAAGAUAUGUUACGCUUUAUUUUGCUUAUUGCUGGAGGAUAUGUCAAAAUGUGUCACCUCUUGGUCAGGACAUACUUUGCACCUUGCUCUGCCAAAUGUAAGCUCUGCUGUGAAAUCCAUCACAGCUGAUGAGACUGUGCAUCUUGUCGGCUCUGGAUCAAGGCCUGAGGCUCUGUUAGACAGAGAGGCACUUGCCACAACUGCUCACAACAGAGCUCUUGCUUAGGCACCAGCCUUACCACUGGCAGAUUUACUUCAUAUUUCCAUCGGAAUUAAAAAGUAUUGCUGAAGCGCAAUUGCCAAAGUAGCAAUUUUAAUCAUGGAUUACUAUGUCUGACACUGUCAAUAGGAUUUUCUUAAAGCCACACAAACAUAGGCUUGCACUGAGUAGAUUUAGAUUAGCAAAACAUACAGACUAAGCUUUACAGAGUAAGAGGUAUGAUUCUUCUCUUUUAAUAAAGCAGCUUCUUUCCACCAUACGCUACUCAGUUGAGCAAACAUUCUGCACAGAACUGAAGUUGUUGUUGAGUCUGAUGUACUCAAACAUCAAAGCAAUAUGCAUUAAUAGUAAAGCCAUAAUAAAGUAAUGAGAAUUCA
Molecule: messenger RNA, 3233 nt
Organism: Serinus canaria (Common canary)
Lineage: Eukaryota; Metazoa; Chordata; Aves; Passeriformes; Fringillidae
Gene: C7
Product: complement C7
Exons: 18
Coding region: 150-2639 (829 amino acids)
Biological process (GO): immune response
Cellular component (GO): membrane attack complex
Molecular function (GO): protein binding
Source: RefSeq, a predicted model, not a curated record